This is a messenger RNA of Drosophila rhopaloa, 1165 nucleotides long. RefSeq names its product glutaminyl-peptide cyclotransferase. The record is from RefSeq and is a predicted model, not a curated record. Bases 46 to 1068 code for a protein of 340 amino acids. The transcript is spliced from 6 exons. Gene Ontology annotation, molecular function: glutaminyl-peptide cyclotransferase activity; zinc ion binding. NCBI's taxonomy places the organism in Eukaryota, Metazoa, Arthropoda, Insecta, Diptera, Drosophilidae.
GUCGAUCGCCGCAGUUAGUGCGUCGCCAAGCUCCGAAGCAUAAAGAUGGGGAUCGGUUCCGUACUUUUUUCCGCCGCCGGCCUGCUGCUCCUCCUCCUCCCGCCCUCCAAGCCACAAGCUCCAGCAGGGAACAUUGGAUCACAGUGGCGAGACGACGAGGUCCAUUUUAACCGCACCCUGGACUCCAUUUUGGUGCCACGCGUCGUUGGCAGUCGGGGACAUCAACAAGUGCGCGAGUACCUGGUGCAAUCGCUGAACGGCCUUGGCUUUCAGACGGAAGUGGAUGAGUUCAAGCAGCGAGUUCCAGUUUUCGGAGAGUUAACGUUCGCCAAUGUUGUGGGUACGAUUAAUCCCCAAGCCCAGAACUUCCUGGCCCUGUCCUGCCACUACGACAGCAAGUACUUCCCCAACGAUCCCGGAUUUGUGGGGGCCACAGACUCCGCGGUGCCCUGUGCCAUUCUCCUGAACACCGCCAAGACCUUGAGCGGGUAUCUCCAGAAAGAGUUUCUCAAUCGCAACGACGUGGGACUCAUGCUCAUAUUCUUCGAUGGCGAGGAGGCGUUUAAAGAUUGGACUGCCUCUGAUUCCGUGUACGGCUCGAAGCAUCUGGCGUCAAAGCUAGCCCGAACCCGUUCCCAAACUGCCGGCCAAGUUCAGCAGGGUCCACGGAAUAUAGAUCGAAUUGAAGUGCUGGUGCUGCUGGAUCUUAUUGGGGCGCGGAAUCCGAAGUUUUCUAGUUUCUAUGAAAAUACCCAUGGACUGCACUCCAGUCUUGUACAGAUUGAAAAGUCCCUGCGGUCUGCUGGCAAGCUGGAGGGAAAAAACAAUAUGUUUUUAAGUCGUGCUAGCGGCGGUCUGGUCGACGACGAUCACCGUCCGUUUUUGGAUGAGAAUGUUCCUGUGCUGCACUUGGUGGCCACUCCUUUCCCCGAGGUCUGGCACACACCUCGCGAUAAUGCCGCUAAUCUGCACUGGCCUUCGAUACGCAAUUUUAACCGUGUUUUCCGUAAUUUUGUGUACGAAUACCUCAAACGGCAUACUACACCGGUGGAUUUACGUUUUUACUGAACCUAGUUUUUUGUUUGUCUUAUGUGUAAGAUUUAUUAAGCAUAAGUGUAAAAUGUUUGUCGUUAAUUAAAGUGUCCUAAGGCGUGUUUAAUCCUUC